UACAACACGCGUGUGAGGGCCCAACCCUACAUAACUUCCAUUCUGGUCUGACUGAGAGGACGAACCCCCACUUCACAGCACAGGGAGGGACGGCGAGGACGGAGAAAGUGUGUGAGAAAGAGUGAGUGAGACAGGGAGAAAGUCCGAGGAUGAGAGUUGAUAUCGGAGGAGGGCCAAUGGCGUCUUGAGCGCACACGUGUGUGUGCGACAUAUCUGGACAAAUGAAGGUGAUCCUGAGCCUGGACCAGUCGAAGCACCGCAGGUUCUGAUGUGGUUUUGUAGGAGGUGUUUGGAAAACUCUACUCGACCGACAACUUCUGGACAAACAUCCUGGACUUAGAGAGGAUCUACAACUUUUCACCGGCUAGAAUCGGAUUGGAAUUUCCGCCCUUCUAAUGUGGUUUGCUGGGAGCACAGUGCUAAGUGUGGGUAUUUGUGGACGAUGGGUCAGUGUGCCUAUCUGGACAGCUUGAGCUUUCACACAUCACAACCAGAGAUUUCUCUUCCUCUGCGUUUCACAUUCUUUGCUCUGAAUCAACAACACAGAAAUAGAGUAUCGGAGAGUCCCCACAAGGUGAGUCAACCCAACAGAGCAAGAGGAGAGUGACCCUGCCUGAGCGACGGCAUAACAGUGCACCAACGACCUCGGUGCCCACUCACCACUUAUCGUUCAACAAGUUCGAAGACACUGGAAGCUGUUUGAGCAAAGCUGAGUCAUUCAUUCAUGACUGGAGACGACUAAAAACAAAACUAAAACUAAAACAGUGUUGUGACUUCCUCUUCAACUUAAUGAGGAGAUCACACAGAGGCUGAAGCAGAGAGAGAAGCUCCUUGAGAGGAACCAGGGCUAAUUUUGAAUCUGAAAUGAAUUCAUUCUGUCUGCCUUUGUCUGUUUGAUGUCAUCAAUACGUCAAAACUAGAAACUUUGAACUGGUUGGACCACAUCAUCCUCUGUUGUGGUACUACUGCCGACCCACAGCUGUCUGAGGCCUUGACUCACCUCUUAAAUCUAGACCUCUGGAUUUCUCCUGCACUCACCCGGCCAUGGAUUCACUGGGUGGUCCGUACCUCAACAAGAAGGCCCUCUGCUCACCUCUGGGUGCUGCCCGCCUCUGCCAGUUGGCCUUGGGCUGUGCUGUGAUCGCCAUGGUAGCCCACAGUGCCGGCUACAGUGGGUCACAAGGUGUGUUCUGCAUGGCGGCGUGGUGCUUCUGCUUCGCCAUGACGGUCGUGGUGUUCUUUCUAGAUGCUACCCGUCUCCACAGCUGCCUCCCCAUAUCCUGGGACAACCUGACGGUCACGUGUGCGGCCUUCGCCACGCUCAUGUAUGUUACAGCCUCCGUGGUCUACCCUCUCUUCUUUGUUCAAAUCGAGUGUCCCUACGCCGGCUGCGAAGUCCGAGAUUUCCGCAUCGCUGUCACCGUCUGCUCCAUCAUGGCCACUCUGGCCUACGGGGCCGAGGUGGCUCUGUGCCGAGCCAGGCCGGGCCAGGUUGUUGUGGGCUACAUGGCCACCGUCUCUGGCCUCCUCAAAGUCGUGCAGGGUUUCGUUACCUGCAUCAUCUUCGGAGCCCUGGCCAACGGGAGCGAGUAUUCCCGUUACGCUGCUACAAUCUACUGUGUUGUGGUCUAUGCUUUCUGCUUCGCUCUGACUGCCCUGGUGGUCAUAAUGACCGUGUGUGGUCGGACCAAAGCUGUGCGCUGCAUGCCCUUUGACCGCUUUACAGUGGUGUGCACCCUCCUGGAAGUUCUGCUCUACCUGAGUGCAUCAGUGGUGUGGCCCGUGUUCUGCUUUGACACGAAAUACGGGUCGCCAUGGAGACCGUCGUCAUGUCCCCAGGGGAAGUGUACGUGGGACAGCAAGGUUGUUGUGGCUGUGUUUUCUUUCGUCAACUUUGUUCUGUACCUGGUGGACCUGAUCUACUCCCAGAGGAUCAAAUUUGUCUCCUCACAUGUCCCCACUUUCUCACGGGCGUAGCACCACAUGGAAAACUUAUUUUCCAUCACUGGCUCAACAGGUUUUUCCUUUAGUUCACGCCUUGUGAUUUUGCGAGUGCACUUGUUUGAAAAAGCCAGAAUCGAUUGAGGGGGAGAAAUAGAUACGAGGCCCUGCACAUCACUGGGGCUGCACGUGGUACCACUGAGGCAUCCUGACACCCCAAAUUAAAUCUGUACUGUGGAAUGUGAACAAUGAGUUGUGGCACUAUGACCCCUCUGCCACACCCCACUGAGGAGACACCCCAUCCUGCUGACUGACCCCUUCUGCCCUUUGAGAAAUCCAGGGAGAACCACUCCCCUCCGCCAAACAGCCAGGCCCCAAUCCUCAUAACACCAGACACUUCCUGUGCUCUUGACCUGGGGCGUAACACACAUUAACUUGCUAUUUAUACUGUAUUUGCAUUCAAAAUACUACAUAGAUGUCUCGGAUAUUAACAGCAAAUCUGAUAUAGGCAUGCGUGGCAUCUGCAAACCCCCCAUCAGCGAUUUACAGAUAUUACCCAGGCUGCCAAAAAUAAACAUGAGCUGUCUGCCCUCAUACUGGAGCUGUGAGACACCAUUUAUAAGAAGCUGCCAUUUUUAAAGCCUCUCUACGAAAUGUUUCUGUCAGUCUAUGAUAAAAAAUACAAACUACUUCAAACAUCAGACAGCUCUCUAAUACUGAAUCGACCCAAAGUUUUUGUUUUUUAAGUCAAUACUCACAGUUGCACAAUGUGAUGAUGGUCAGUGUGACCCAGGAAUGUUUGCCUGCUCUCACAGAACAAGAUAAAUGUGACCUGACAUGUCUGUAACCAACAGGUCUGAUGUAAAAAAAAAAACAUUUACUUUCCAUUUCCAACAUUUACACUGGCAGUUAAAAAAGAUCUGAAAUGAUUUACACUCAAAUAAGAUGAGUUCAUUUAUUGACAUAGAGCAGCUUUAAUCAAUAUCUUUGAGCUCAUUGUGUAGUUGCAACACACAGACUCACACAACAUCAUUUCUCACCUCAAGCUGUGUUUGUUGAAGAUGCUCUUAUGUAAUCAACUGUGCACGUCACCACACAGACUGAGUUGGCUGGUGAACACAGUGGAGCAUUUAGCAGCUUUGAAUAAUGAACUCAGAUCAGCUGAGUUCUGCUUAAAGUAAAUCUGUUGAGUCUGUAGACAUGAGAGCAAAUUCCAUUAAUUUUGUUUGCGUGUGACACACAAGUAAUGUUAUUUUAUUAUUUGAUAUGUUACCUGUGUGGAGACAGAAGAUUUUUAAAUGUAAUGACUUCGGCCAAGGAAGUCAUGUUUUCAUGACCUCUUAGCAGCAUUAUGCAAAAACUGCAGAACUGAUUUUAUUCUAACCUGGUGGAGGUAUGUGAUAUGGGCCAGGAAGCAUUAACUUAUGCAUCGGAUUCAAUUAAGAGAAAAUAUAAAGGAAUAUUUUGUUUUAGUUGUAUAUGGUUUAUGUAUCUGAUCUAACAUGGUUAAUCAGCUUUGUUCUUUUUACUUCUCAAAUUAUCUUAUAUCCAGAGUUUUGUUUAUACACAGAAGGUGGAUGUUUUUUUUUAUGAUUUAAGUGGUCUUACUUUACAUAUUUCCACAAAAACACAAUCUCCCACCAGCAUUAAACAGAAUAAGGAAGAAAUGCAAGCAACUCCACACAGAAGACAAAAUGAAAAACAAAAAAACUAACCUGGCUGAAGUGAGGAUAUGAGCAUGAAAAUUUGAAAUGUCCAGCAGAUCUGUCCAACAUCACAUGAAAAAUUGCCCUUGUAGAAUAAACAUUGAAAUUGUG
Hippoglossus stenolepis (Pacific halibut) is the source of this 3758-nucleotide messenger RNA. Its product is annotated as myeloid-associated differentiation marker-like protein 2. The record is from RefSeq and is a predicted model, not a curated record. The transcript has 2 exons. Bases 1045 to 1977 code for a protein of 310 amino acids. Gene Ontology annotation, cellular component: membrane. Lineage: Eukaryota; Metazoa; Chordata; Actinopteri; Pleuronectiformes; Pleuronectidae.